Molecule: messenger RNA, 2808 nt
Organism: Cygnus atratus (black swan)
Lineage: Eukaryota; Metazoa; Chordata; Aves; Anseriformes; Anatidae
Gene: C6
Product: complement C6
Exons: 17
Coding region: 1-2808 (935 amino acids)
Biological process (GO): immune response
Cellular component (GO): membrane attack complex
Molecular function (GO): protein binding
Source: RefSeq, a predicted model, not a curated record
AUGAACAAGACUUUGAUAUUGCACCUGUUCCUGCUGAGCCUGGUGGUUGGCAGCAGCCAAGGGUGCUACUGUGAACAUUACCCAUGGGGGCCAUGGUCCAGCUGUUCAAAAACCUGCAAUUAUGGCACACAGACAAGGCACAGGCAAAUAAGAAUGGAUGAAUAUUAUAACCAAAACUUCUGUGACCGGUUGUGCACAAAGAUGGAAUCUCGUGCUUGUAACCAGCAAACAUGUCCUAUCAACUGUCAGCUUGGAGACUUUGGACCUUGGUCAGAAUGUGACCCAUGCAUUAAAAAACAAUUUCGUGUUCGAACACUCUUGCGACCAUCUCAGUUUGGGGGUCAGGCCUGCUCCGAGCAACUGGUGGAUUCCCGCCCCUGCUUUCCAGCCAAACUCUGCAACAUAGUGGAGGUCAACUGCAAGAAUAAAUUCCAGUGUGAAAGUGGUCGCUGCAUUGCAAAAAAACUGGAAUGCAAUGGAGAAAAUGACUGUGGGGACAACUCUGAUGAAAGAAAUUGUGGGAGGAAAAAGACAGUGUGUGGCAGAAGGUUUGAAAGCAUCCCCAGUGUGCAGUUAAUAGGCAAUGGAUUUCACAUUUUGUCAGGAGAGAGCCGAGGGGAAGUCCUUGGCAAUUCAUUCAAUGGAGGAGAAUGCAGAACUGUGAAGCGUAACGAGACAAGGAUAUUAUAUCGUAUUCCUGCAAACCUGAAGGAUGUCAGCUUUCAGGUAACAAAUGAAGAGGAUGAUGUAAAAUCACAUUUCUACAGAGAUUUAACUCACCUGAGUGAUGGUGAUCAGCAAAGUAGUUCAUUCUCUCAUGGUGCUCAAAAAAGAUUUAGCAUUCCAAUACUAUUCUCAAGAAAGAAACGGGUUCAAGUCACAUCAUCUUCCUCCUUCAAGAAAGCCAUAAAAGCCUCACAAGAAAAGAAUUCCAACUUUGUUAGAGUCCAUAAAGUCAUCUCUGUUGCAAGCUUCACAAUGAAAGAGUCAGAUCUGCAGCUUUCAGAUGUCUUUCUAAAAGCACUUAACCACCUGCCCCUGGAGUACAACUAUGCUUUAUACAGCAGAAUAUUUGAUGACUUUGGCACUCAUUACUACACCGCUGGGAAGAUGGGUGGUUCCUAUGACAUUCUUUACCAGUACAGUUCAGAUGAAUUGAAGAACUCAGGUCUGACUGAGGAUGAAUCAAUGGACUGUAUCCGAACAGAAACAUCGUGGCGUGUGCUCUUCGUAAAGAGGAAGAAAGUCAAUACCAGAUGCGUCACAAACAAGAUGACUGUGAAACAUGAAGGUUCCAUUCUGGAGUCAGCUGAACAGUCCAUCUCUCUGGUCAAAGGUGGCAGGUCAGAAUUCGCUGCAGCUCUGGCCUGGGAGAAAAAGGGAUCUUUUCCAGGGCAUCCAGUCUUCACAACAUGGCUGGAAUCAACAAAGGACAAUCCCAUAGUGAUUGACUUUGAGGUGUCAUCCAUUGUGGACCUGGUGAAGAAUGUGCCGUGUGCCGUGACCAGGCGUCGCAACCUCAGGAGAGCCCUGUGGGAAUACGCAGCCAGGUUUGACCCGUGCCAGUGUGCCCCAUGCCCCAACAAUGGCAAGCCCAUGCUUUCUGGGACGGAGUGCCUCUGUGUGUGCCAGGCUGGCACCUACGGCAAGAACUGUGAGAUCCGUGCUCCGGGUUAUGAUUCAGUUGCUGUAGAUGGCCGCUGGAGUUGCUGGUCUGAAUGGAGCCCAUGUGACACUUCCUUCAAGAGAAGAAGGACCCGGGAGUGUAAUAACCCGUCCCCGAUGAACGGUGGAAAGCCCUGCAAGGGUGAACAGGAAGAAGAGGAGGACUGUCAUGUCUCUGUGUUCAUGGACAAAGGGGCUCCCUGUAUUAAUGAUGAUGAGGCAAGAAGAGAAGAGGAUAUCAUAACUGGUGAACCUGAGUCUGGAUGCUCCAGGCCAGACGCACCAGAAAAUGGAUUUAUAAGGAAUGAAAAGAACCAGUAUGAUGUCGGGGAAGAAGCUGAAAUAGCCUGUGUGAGUGGUCAUGUCCUCAGUGGCUAUCAGUUCCUUCGGUGUCUGCCUGAUCAAACCUGGACACAACAAGUAGUUGAAUGCCAACCCGCAGUAUGCCUCAGGCCACCGAUAUCUGACAGUGUCACAAUUUCCCCAUUUAAGCAACACUAUGACAUUGGUGAAACCAUGAGGCUAAGCUGCCAGGCUGGGUUUAUAGUCACUGGUCAACAACAGUACACUUGUGGAAAAGACCUGUCGUGGAUCCCACCUGUUUUGAGACAUAUUACCUGUGAAAAAGAUGAACAAACUAAGAUUAGAGGGUUUUGCGAUCCAGGUCAAAAACAGGUUGGAUCUGAAUGUGUUUGUAUGUCUCCAGAAGAGGACUGUGGCCACUACUCAGAAGACAUCUGUGUACUACAUGCUGUUUCUGAACAGAACAUGACGAAGUCCAGCUGCCAAUAUUCAGCUGAAAUGUGCCUUGGAGAGCAGUCAUUUCAUUUCUUGCAUGCUGGCCCUUGCCUCGGUAAUACCAACAUACACUGGGCUAUUGAAAGGGCAAAGCUCUCCACAAACAGCAUGAAGAAAGUGCCCUGCGGCUAUGACACCUGCUAUGACUGGGAGUACUGUCCAGCGACGCAGACCCAGUGCUCCUGCCUGAUGCCUUACCAGUGUCCCAGAGAAGACAGACGGCUUCACUGCAUCCAAAUGGAGUCAACAGGGAGAAGGAGGACAGUUGGUUAUUGCAUGCUGGCAGCCAUGAAGUGUUCUGGCAUCAAACUGGAGGUGCUGGAGGAGAGGAGCUGCCUGGGGUAA